Coffea eugenioides is the source of this 1044-nucleotide messenger RNA. Its product is annotated as senescence-specific cysteine protease SAG39-like. Gene Ontology annotation, molecular function: cysteine-type endopeptidase activity. Gene Ontology annotation, cellular component: lysosome. The annotation marks the transcript as partial. The transcript is spliced from 3 exons. The record is from RefSeq and is a predicted model, not a curated record. NCBI's taxonomy places the organism in Eukaryota, Viridiplantae, Streptophyta, Magnoliopsida, Gentianales, Rubiaceae.
AUGGCUUUGAGAUUUAGCUGGAAGCUUAGUCUGACUGCAGUCUUAAUGCUGGCAAUGAUGGCUUCUCAAGCCACAUCGCGCAGCUUGAAUGAAGCCUCAAUGACUGAAAAACACGAGCAAUGGAUGGCUCAGCAUGGAUGCGUAUACAAGGAUGACGCAGAGAAGGCGGAUAGAUAUAAGAUAUUCAAGGAAAAUGUGAAUUUCAUAGCGUCUUUCAACAAAGCUGGAAAUCGACCUUACAAGUUAGACAUCAACCAAUUUGCAGAUUUGACAAAUGAAGAAUUCAGGGCAGCUCGAAAUAAAUAUAAACCGUGGAAAGUGUGCGAAUCAAAAUCAUUUAUGUAUGAAAAUGUCAGUGCAGUUCCAGCAAGUAUGGACUGGAGAAAGAAAGGAGCUGUUACAGGAGUCAAGGAUCAAGGCCAAUGCGGAUGCUGCUGGGCAUUUUCAGCUGUUGCAGCCAUGGAAGGAAUCAACCAACUCACAACUGGUAAGUUAAUCUCAUUAUCUGAGCAAGAGCUUGUUGAUUGUGACACUGCUGGUGAAGAUGAAGGCUGCGGUGGAGGACUCAUGGACGAUGCAUUCAAGUUCAUCAUCAAGAACAAAGGCCUUACAACCGAAACAAAUUACCCAUAUCAAGGAACUGAUGGAACUUGCAAUGCAAACAAGGAAGCUAACCAUGCUGCAAAGAUUACAGGUUACGAAGAUGUCCCUGCAAAUAGUGAGGCUGCACUUCUGAAGGCUGUGGCCAACCAACCUGUGUCAGUUGCCAUUGAUGCUAGUGGAUCAGCAUUCCAGUUCUACUCAAGCGGUGUUUUUACAGGCGAUUGUGGGACUGAACUGGACCAUGGUGUCACAGCAGUUGGUUAUGGUACGAGUACUGAUGGCACCAAGUAUUGGCUAGUGAAGAAUUCUUGGGGAACCAGUUGGGGUGAGAAUGGAUACAUCAGAAUGCAGAGAGAUAUUGAUGCCAAGGAAGGACUCUGUGGCAUUGCCAUGCAAGCUUCUUACCCUACCGGUCUAAAAUCAACAACAAGUAAUCCAACA